This is a messenger RNA of Cimex lectularius (bed bug), 2505 nucleotides long. RefSeq names its product protein goliath-like. The transcript has 13 exons. Lineage: Eukaryota; Metazoa; Arthropoda; Insecta; Hemiptera; Cimicidae. Bases 132 to 1619 code for a protein of 495 amino acids. The record is from RefSeq and is a predicted model, not a curated record.
CCCGUCGAAAUCCGCACAGUCGAGGCUCGAACGGAGCUGAGGAAGAAGCCGAGUGUGUUGCACGCCGUGUCCCCUCUCACAAGACGCGCGUCCAUUCCAGAACAGAAUACGAAUAUAAAUUUUUUUUUACGAUGUCAAUCCUCGGGUUCGCCGUACUAGCCGUUGUGUUGAUCAGCGAAAAGACUAACGGUUUCUUAAUGAUGGACGGGAUCAUCAGGCCGGCGAUAAUAUCGUAUUCGUUAGUGGAGGACGAGGAAAAAGUGAAAAUCGAGAGGCGUGAAAAUGGAAGAUUCGGCGAGAGUUACAUCGGCUCCUUUUACGGAAAUCUUCAACAUAUAAACGGCACGGAACAAGACGACACCGGCUGCGAGCUUCCCUGGUUCGAGGACCGUCCUCCGGCAAAACCGUGGGUCGCGCUCGUCAGGAAAGGAGCAUGUCCCUAUCAAAAACAAAUCGAACUUGCCGCACAGCACGAAGCCAGUGGUAUUAUCAUUUACGAUGACAAGAACUCGACACAUCUUCCAAAAGUCAACAUCAUCAAGAAAAACGAAGGGGAAACACAGUCGUCGAACUGGAGCAAGCUAUUUCUUCGUACAUCUCCUCAAGGUAAAUCCCAUCAUACUGAACUCGGACAACGAGAUGAAAAUGAGUGGUUAGAAAAAGAAGAAGGGGAAAUGAAGGAUACAAUUAAAGCAGUUUUUACAUACAGAUGGAAAGGCGAAGAACUGAUCAACUUAAUGAAAAAUGGCUCCAAAAUUAAGGUGUAUGUCUCAGCAGGGAAAUGGAGAGUCGAUGACACUGAAAGAUUUGAAAAAUUGAAGACAAUAUUUAGAUUGUGCCUUUUGUACUUUCAAAAAGCAGACCCUCUAAAGCCUGUAAAAGGUGCUCCAGCCGAUUCCUCACGAGGUUUACUGAAUGCGAGUACAUUGAUUUCUUAUGACACUCAAAGGAAUAGAUCGUUAUUGUGCAUCUGUAUUUCUUUUAUUGUCUUGAUGGGGGCUACACUUAUCGGUGUAGUUGUAUACUAUGUUAAGAGAUCGCGUCUCAUGCAGUCUAAAGACAAUCUUUCUAGGAGAAUGAUGAGUGCCGCUCACACCGCUCUUUCAAAAAUCCCAACAAAAAGAAUAAAGCCAGAAGAUUUGGAAAAUUCACAAGAUGAUAUCGAUGACUGCGUUAUAUGCUUUGAUUCGUUUAAAAUUCAUGAAAUGAUAAGGAUUCUACCAUGCAGGCAUGAAUAUCAUAAGUCAUGUAUAGAUCCUUGGCUGUUAGAGCACAGAACAUGUCCAAUGUGCAAAAUGGAUAUCCUGAGAUUCUAUGGGUUUGUGUUCACAGGCAGCAUUGAAUGUAUACUGCAGAUAGAAGCUGAUGACAUAAAUAGCGAAUCAGACCAUGAAACCAUGGAUAGUCCAAUGGCUUAUGUAAGAGCAGCGCAUUUAGAGAUGGUACCUGAAUUACCUGAAAAUGAAUCGCCUGAAAUUAUAGAAGUGGACAUACCUAUUUCACCUAGCCUGGAUGAAGAUGACAAUGAAGUAGAUACAGAAGAGAGGAACCGAGAAAUGGAAUUCACCAGACGUCCUUGGCUAGAAUUGGGAAUGCUAGAAGAACCUAUCCUGCACUAAAUCAUUUCUAUAGAAAAACUUUUGACACAUGGAGAACAAUCUGAAGAAACAACUUCAACAAGUCCAUUUUCAACUUCAGCAUCUCCAGAAGUGAUAUCUAACACAACAGAGUCAAUACUUACCAAACAAGCUGAUAAUGAACAAACGGAGUAAAGAAAACAGACUAUUAUUGAAAUGUAAAAUUGUCAUUAAAUAUAUAUAUUUUGUAUUUUUGCGAUGAAAACACAAAUUGCCAUAAUGAAUGAUAUUUGUAUUUUUGAAAAAAAAACCUGAUAUAAAAUGAAAUUAGCAAAUUGUUAACUAAAUUUUAUGCCUAAGCAUGUCUUAAUUGUGAAUACUUCUGCAAUAUGUGCCAAAUGUAUUUAACAUGUCUAAUUCGCUCUUAUUGAACCAUUCUGUUUAUGUAUUUUAUUUAUUGUCAGUUUGCAAAAGUGUUGUACUCUUGACAUGUUACAUGUUAACGCGAUCAUACUCAAAGGUUGUUUGAAUAUGCAGUGUAAGGCUAGUGGUGAAUUGGUACUAGUCACUUUUAUUAUGAUAAUGCUUACUAAAUUAGUAAUGCACAAUUUUUUUUUAAAGAUUAAUUUAUGGUAAAAAGAAAUAUUGUUCCGGUUGUUUUCAAUGAGUUCAGAACAAUAUAAAUUUUAGCUUAAGAAAAGAAAGUACUUAGUGUAUACUCUUGAGUUCAGAUGGUUUCUUAUAAGAGCCUUUAAAUAUACAUUCAAUAUAAUUUGGAGGCUUCAUAUCAAUGAUUAAAAUCAUAUACUUUACUAUCAUAUUUCAACAGACCAUAAAAAAUACAGAUAAAUGUUAAUUUUUAUUAAAUCCAUUAUAUUUUGUGGUCCGAUUGACCAAAUAACUUCUUUCAAUUAAUUAAUCUUUAUGU